AACGCGGAGACCAAGGCCAUUGCCAAGCCCACAGCCUUCAAGGGAGAACGCAGCGAUGCCCGCCGCUUCCUAGCAUACUUCCAGAUCUGGGCAAAGGAACAGGGCCGCCCUCUCAACCUCGCGGGCGUACGCCAAGACCGCCUUUGGAUCAAGGCCGCCCUCUCCCUGAUUGAGGGAGACGCCGCCACCUGGGGCCGUCGCUACGUAGAAGACAUUGCGUCUCAUGAGGCCGGAGGAGUCAACGCACCUGCCUUCCCCUUCUCCGAGUCGUGGACCACCUUUGUAGACAACUACAAGGUCCGCUGGCAGGCCCAAGACGAGGAAGCGGAGGCACGACAUGCCCUAGACAAGCUGUCCCAGGGCACCCUUGGGGUGGCAGACUAUGCGGCCCGGUUCCAAGACCUGGCCUCCCGCACCGGCUACUCCGACGCCGACCUCCGUGUCCGCUUCUACGCGCGACUCUCCAACGCCAUCAAGACCCAGCUGCUACCAGUUGAGCUUGCGCAUGGCAAGCCAACUGACCUCAACACGCUGGUCAAACGAGCGUGCAAAGCCCAGGACUUGCUCGAUGAACUCCGCGUGGAGACAGGAGGCUACACCUCGCGCCGCUAUGGCAACACGCCCCAGGCCGCCCCUCGCCCCGCGGCCGACCCCUACGCUAUGGAGGUUGACGCUACGCGCACGGGAAACAGGAAGACCCGAGAGGAGUUCCAGCGCGCCAUGACCGGCCGCUGCUUCGGCUGCGGGUCCAAGGAGCACCUGAAGCGAGACGGGAACCACCAGACCGACCGUUGCGGCUAUUGCAGUCGCACGGGGCACAAGGAGACGGUUUGCGAGGACAAGUACCUCGGCCGGGAGCGUAACCGA
Molecule: messenger RNA, 867 nt
Organism: Coniophora puteana RWD-64-598 SS2
Lineage: Eukaryota; Fungi; Basidiomycota; Agaricomycetes; Boletales; Coniophoraceae
Exons: 1
Source: RefSeq, a predicted model, not a curated record